This is a messenger RNA of Poecilia reticulata (guppy), 12169 nucleotides long. The record is from RefSeq and is a predicted model, not a curated record. Lineage: Eukaryota; Metazoa; Chordata; Actinopteri; Cyprinodontiformes; Poeciliidae.
GGAGUUCGUCAGCAGGGUUAAAGCUGCUGAAGGGAACCAUGGAAGUGGCUGCUAAUGCUUCAUGAUCUAGGGUGGACUUACACCUAAAGUCUGGGCUUGCUGAAGGACAAAUGGUUUGAGAUGAAAUAUUUGGCUCCAUAGAUCUUGUUACCCUAACUUGGACUUUGUGGGGAUGUCCAAAGGAAUUUCUUACAGCCUUUGUAGCAAAACUAAGCUACCGGUGUGAUGGUCCAUGUUGAACACCUAUAAAGACAAGCAGAUGCCUAAAGCAGUGAAGUCUUUCAGAGGAGAUGUUUAAUAAAUGCAGCUCACUUUGACACCUCUCUCAAUAAUCAGAGAAGUGGGAAAGUUUGGGAGGAAGUUCCAAGGGGAAUCAAAAUGGCAGCCUGCUCACAGUCGAGUCCCUGUCCUACCAUCCCAUCCAAGAAGGCCAAAAACAAAGGCGCACAAAAUCUCCAGAAUCAUGAAGGUGAAUCUCAAGAAACCUCAGCUCCGUUUUUCAUCCGCAAGCUCCGUAAGGCUGCAGUGGGAACAGGUUGUGAUAUCCGUCUCAGGGUGUCAGUGUCAGGACAUCCUAAACCUUCGAUGGUAUGGUACCACAACGAUGAGCUGAUCUCCCCCUCAGAAGCUCAGGAUUCAGGAGGACUGUGGAUCCGGGACUGCCACACCAACGAUGCUGGCAUGUACACCUGUGUGGCAUCCAAUGACCUGGGAGAGGCAAGCUGUAGUGCAGUGUUGGCUGUUAUGGACCUAGGUGAAGACUCUGAGACGACAGAAGAUGAGACCACUGAACCUCAGAUGGAAACCAAGGAAGGGCCUGGGAGGCACCAAGACAAAGUCGGACGGAAAGGACCAUCRGGUGAAGGAGGACGGAUGAUGGACUAUAACCCAGAUGCUUCAGAUCGCAGGGCCACGCUCCCCGGCACCUACGACCCCGUGGUGGAGCGGGAGCUCCGGGCUUUGGGUUCUCGCCCGCCGGGGCCGCAUUUGGACCCCACAAACYCAGCAAGGCAAGCCUUCGGCGGGGGCCCCGCCGAGGGGGUGGCCCCCGUCCGUCACCUGGGCGUGGAACCUCUAAUUCGGGCGUCUCAUGCUAACCUGGCACGGCCCGUGCAGGGGUCAGAGGAAAGUGUCUCUGUCGGAAGCGACUACUAUGGGAGCAUGUUCAGCCUCUACAGAGGGAGAACAUUUUCCAUGCCCUUAUAUCCACAACUUCGUCUCCCCCCAAAUCCUCACUCCUGUAGGAACAAAACUCCUGAGAAAUCCUGGGGGUUCUCCUCUCAUGUCCUCUCAUCCUCUACCCAGCCAGCGUUAAUCAAAAACCUUGACCAAGACAAAACUGAAGACUCCGAAGCAUCUAAGACCUCUGGCACCGGCAAAGUUAUCAUGACUCCGAAGCUGGCUCGUGCCGGACCCAAGAUCUUUGACAAGGUGCGGGCCUUUGAGGAGCGAAGAAGGAGUGUGGAUCUGCCAGGAGGGGCGGCGUCCGUGGACUCGGAUGACAGCGGAAAGAAGACAGGAGGCCCCAGCAAGGAGGAGGGGAAAGUCCUGCAGGGAGUAGCCCAAAAGAGAGCAGCAUUCCAGCAGCGGGCCUCCUCACUGGAGGACAAGACCACCUACUCCCAGAGGGUUCAGAGCUACCAGAACAAGUUUGCCGAGGAGCUCCAGAGGAUCAAGAAACUUGUGGGGAAAUCGAGCCUGAAGAAGGCAUACUCCACUGAGCAGCUGUCACAGAAGGAAAGGAUCCACUCGGGGAAAAUAGAGCCCAUUCCUCAGCAUGUGGUGUGGAAGCUGGAGGCCAGGGAGCGGGCUGUGGAGGGGGAACGGGAUGGGGCACCCCGGGUUCCUGCACUGUUCCCCGGCGGACCUCUAGGCCAUCAGAGGGAGAAUCCUCGUUGGGACAAUGUGGCACASAUGGCUGGAGGCUCAUCCCGAGAAACCUUUGGGAAAAGCUUGGUUGUCAUGGAAACGGAAGCAGUUCACCAGUUGCCAGGACAACCACUGGCAACAGCAGCCAGGAAAAGUCUAAACAGUGAAACUCUUCAGAGCUCACCAGCAGAGGACAAACACACACUUCUUCCCACUUCCUUCAAGUCUUCAUCCUCCUCCAGAAAUCUGGGAACACAUUCAAACACAGACACCAAAAUGGAAAACAAAUCACAUUACGGAUCCUCAAACCCAACUGGGAAGAGAUCAUCCCCUGUGCCAUCGGUGGAACUGCCAUCCCAACAUCUGCCCAAAUCCAACCGGCCUUCGCCAGCGCUCCCUCCUGUGGUUAGCCCCUUAUUGAAGAAGAGGAGGGCUGAGGUGGGAAGGGGCCCCAUCCCUACCAUCCUGGUAGAGGACGAGCCCAUGGAGGAGGAACGACCAACAGACGACAACAAAGCCAAACACCGAACCGGAAGAAGGGAAGGUCGAGUACGCAAAAACAAGCAAGGCCAGCCAUUGUCUGCAGAGGAAGGCUCAUCUGAUGACUCCUACAUGUCUGCUGAUGAAGAACCAGGAGAGGGACCAAGGUUUGUUAAGCCUCUCCAGGACGCCACGGCAACAGCUGGUUCAGAGGUCAAACUGGACACCAUCAUCACUGGGAAGCCACCAAUUACAGUGACAUGGAGGAAGAACAACGUAGAGAUGCGCAGCAAUGCUUUUUAUACRGUCCAGACAAAAGGCRAGACGCAGACUCUGCUAAUAAAGGAGCUAAGGGCGCAUGACGCCGGAUCGUACUGUGUCACAGCUGCCAAUACGGCGGGCACCUCCUCCUGCAGAGCUACCCUCUCCAUCCAUCCGGAACCCGGUCAUGUGCAGCUUGGGAAAUCAUCUUCAACUGUGAUGGUCAGCAGUCCAGUCCAGUCAGAUGAAGAAUGUCUUAGUCCUCACGAGGAGGAGAUGGAGGUUGGAGACUCACCCUCCUUGAAUAAAGGCAUCUCUUUCAGUCAACCUCCCUCAUUUCAGGUGUCCCCUUGUGACCAGGCAGUGAUCGAGGGUCAAGAGGUUGUUAUAGAAGCAAAAAUCCGAGGGCAUCCCAAACCGAUGGUGUUAUGGCUGAAGGACAGAACGGUGGUGAAGGCAGGGGGCCGCUUUGCUGUGCGAGAAAUGGCGGACGGCACCUGUGAAAUGAGAAUCAACGCUGCUCACAGGUCAGACACAGGACUGUAUGUUUGUGAGCUCCACAGUGAGUGUGGAACCAAGCAGGUGGAGUGCAGAGUAGAGGUCAAAGCAGCUGCUCAGAUAGAGCUCAGAAUCACCAGAGCAGCUGAAGAUGUAACAGUCAAGGCAGGGGAAUCGGCCAUCUUUGAAUGCCACAUCACUGGGCCACCAGAUGUGGAGGUUGACUGGCUGUCUAAUGGAAAGCUGAUCCAGCCAGCGCUGCUCAACUGCAAGAUGCAUUUUGAUGGAAAGAGGUGCCGCCUAAUGCUGCAUUCAGUGCAUGAGGAUGACAGUGGGACAUACACCUGCAAACUGAGCACUGCCAAAGAGGAGCUGACCUCAAAUGCAAACCUAAGAGUCGCUCCAUCCAGAGAACCUCUGUUCACUCGCAAACUGGACAUCCUGGAGGUCAUCGAAGGACGCACCACACGCUUUGACUGUAAGGUGAGCGGAUCACCUGCCCCGCGAGUCACAUGGAUGCAUUUUGAGACACGAGUGGAAGAGAAUGAUAACAUUCACAUCCUUCAAGAAGGAGGUCGUCACUCACUUGUCAUCUCCCACGUUAGCAGCGACAAAGAGGGUUUCUACACCGCAAUCGCUCAGAACGUUUACGGAAAGUCCGAAAGCACUGCAGAGCUCUAUGUGCAGGAAUCACGGGCUGCCAUCUCCUCCCACAUGGCCAAGUUAGAGAAGAUGCCAUCCAUCCCUGAGGAGCCUGAGGUUCUGGAAAACGAGUUGGAAAGAAGAACCAUGCCAGAUUUUGUCAAACCUCUGGCGGAUGUGGAAGUAAUCGAAGGGAAGGAAGCCAUGCUGAAAUGCAAAGUGUCUGGCCUGCCCUACCCAACCAUCACCUGGUACCACAAUGGCAAACGGAUUGAGAGCAGCGAGGAGCGCAAAAUGACUCAGCACAGGGAUGUCCACAGCCUGGUCAUCCGGGGCGCCUGCCACACUCACGGGGGCGUCUAUAAGGCGGUCAUCUCCAACAAAGUGGGCAAGUCAGCCUGCUACGCUCACCUCUACGUUACGGAUAUUGUUCCUGACCCUCCUGAUGGUCCUCCGGUUGUUGAAGCCAUCACAGGGAAAACCAUAACCCUCUGCUGGAAGCGACCGAAGAGGCUCGACCCUUCACUGGAUGCCAGCUCGUUGCUGUUCAUGGUCCAGCAGCAGCCUCUGGGAUCUAUCCAGUGGUCUGUUGCGGCUUCUAACUUGAAGGAGACAAAUUACACUGUCACCUCCCUGUCCAAGGGAGUCCGUUAUGCCUUCAGGGUCCUGACAUCGACCGGGAAGACUCUGAGCAAACCUUCCCCCUCCACUGAUCUGGUCCAGUUGCUGGACAAAGGGCCAUAUUUAAGGAAGGCACCAGUUAUUCUGGACAAACCCGACAUUGUGUUUGUGGUGGAGAACCAACCUGCUAACGUCACUGUCACGCUGAACCAUGUACAUGCAGUGGUGACCUGGAAAAGGAGGGGAGUUGCAUUGAUUAACAGACUAGGAGUGUAUGAGAUGAGCAUGCCAGACGACGAUCAACACACCCUGAGGAUCCAGCGGGUCAGAACCUCUGACAUUGGCCAGCUGGUGGUCACCGCAAGCAACCAGUUUGGCAGCGACCUCUGCACACUGCAGCUGGCCAUGGCAGUUCUUCCUAAAUUUGAGUCUAUCAUGGAGGACGUGGAUGUGCACAUUGGGGAAACUUCACAUCUGGCUGUGGUGGUGGAGGGGAAACCAGAUCCAGAUAUUCUGUGGUUUAAGGAUGAUCUCCUUCUCUCUGAGAGCAGCCACUUCACGUUUGUGUAUGACGACCCGGAAUACUCCCUGGUCAUCCUGAGUGCCAAGCAGGAACACUCAGGCGUGUACACCUGCACCGCCAAGAACGUGGCUGGCUCCGUGUCCUGCAAGGCCGAGCUCACGGUUCACACAGAGCGAAAAGCGGCAGCCGAGCCAGUGGAAGACGAGGGGACCAUUCUGAGGAAGAUGAGGCAUUUGACGGAUUAUUAUGAUGUUCACAAGGAGAUAGGGAGGGGGGUCUUUUCCUAUGUGAAGAGAGUGACGCUGAAGUCUGAAAAGGUGGAUUUUGUGGCUAAAUUCAUCUCCGCCCGAGGAAAGAGGAAAGCUUUGGCCCUCAGGGAGAUGGAUCUGCUUUCUGAGCUGGACAACAACCACAUCCUUUAUUUUCAUGAUGCUUUUGAGAAGAAGAACAUAGUGGUGCUCAUCACAGAAWUAUGUCACGAAGAAAUGUUGGACAGGAUGGCCAAGAAAUCGACCGUCAUGGAGAAGCUGAUUCGUAGCUGUGUCCAACAGAUCUUGGAGGGGCUUAGAUAUCUGCACCAAAAAAAUAUAGCUCACCUUGAUGUAAAGCCUGAAAACAUUUUAAUGGCCAGUCCAGGAAGUGACCUCAUCCGCAUAUGUGACUUUGGGAAUGCCAUCAAAUUGGACACUUCAGAGGACUAUUACUGCAAAUACGGCACACCGGAGUACGUUGCUCCAGAGAUCAUUAAUCAAACUCCAGUUUCCAUAGCCACAGACAUAUGGCCUGUCGGAGUCAUCACUUAUCUCUGUCUGACUGGAGUGUCUCCGUUUGCCGGUGAGAAUGACAGAGCCACCGCGCUAAACAUCAGGAACUACAAUGUGGCAUUUGAGGAGGGCAUGUUUUCAGAGCUCUGCAAAGAGGCCAAAGGAUUCGUCAUCAAGCUUCUGGUGGUGGACAGGCUGAGGCCAAAUGCUAUAGAGUGCCUUCGUCAUCCUUGGUUCAAGUCACCUACAAAUAAGAGCAUUAGCACGGCUAUGCUAAAGCAGGUUAUUGCUAGAAGGUGCUGGCAGCGUACCCUUAUCAGCUAUAAAUCCAAAAUGGCAUUGAGGUCCAUCCCAGAGCUCCUCAAAGACUCCUCCAGCCAUGUUUCAAUCGCUGUUGCUCGUCAUUUGAAGGAAGGCUCCCCGUCUCCUUCUUCCUCGUCCGAUUCAGACGCAGACGUGGACGAGCUUCCGUUUAUUCCGAUGCCCCUGUCCAUGGUUUUCUCUGGAUCCAGGGUCUCACUUAAUGAGAUUCCAGGGGACGAGGAUGUCAGAUGGCCGACCGUCUAUGUUAAUAGUACAAGGACAAAGGAAAAUAUGGAUGUAGAUGGUUCUACGGCAGAGGGGAAUAAAAACAUUACAGAUGAAGUGGAAACUCAAAAUGAGGAGAGAACAGGAAAGGCUAAACGAGAAGACCUGAAAAAAGGAUCAAGCAUCAAGUCUAAUGAAGCACAGACAAGAGCCAGGAGGGCUACCAUGAGGAGAGGCAGCUCUGCUGAUUCAGCUCUGCUUCUCCACAUAGACCCAGAGGAAGGAAAUGCAAAUGAAGACUCAGGGGCAGGUACGACGAGCCUAAAAAAGGCCGGUUCUAUGGAACUGCCCAAUCGCAGCCCGAGCCCAGGGGCUACAAACUUAAGUCAGGAAGAUUAUACCUUAAAACUAGAGCUAAUGAGGCAACGGCUGCUCAGGGGAGGAAGCGUUGAUAAAAAAAUGAGCGGCCUACGGGGGCCGCUGUUUGAAACCCUUGGCAUAGAUGAGGAAAGGCAGACGGAGUCUCUUGAGAGAAGUUUGAGAAGAUCCAGAGCAGGACUCUCAACACUUACCAGAGCAGCAUCUUCUGAAAGGUCAGGAGAUGACACACCAAAGACCAAGGUUUUUUGUAAAAGUGUUUCCUUCUCACAGGGGGAUUCAGAGCCCAUGCCCCUGCACCGUAGGUUUGGAGCCCCCUUAGAGAUCCCAUCUGCUUCCACUGCUAGGACAGAAGGGAAGAAACUGCAGGAGGCUAUUUCAAUGUCUGUGCUGACUGAACAAGCAACACUGGAGUCUGAAUCAACCUCACCCAAAGAAAAAACUUCCUUUGCUCUCCCAGCAACAGAAAAAAUGGACCAAGAGCAAAACAAUUGCAAUGUGGAAGGUUCAGAUAUAGAUGAAACAACAGAGAAAAGGACCAAAGCAGAUUGUGAAACAUCUAUUAUUACUUCUAAAAUUGCUAGAGAAGAGAAAGAAAAAGAAAACAACAUGAAUGAAAAGUUUAGAGUUUCCGCACUAUCUCAAACAUCGACCAAGGGCCAAUCAAAAUCCCUUGCUGCUGCACACAAACCAAAUGACUCAAAAUCCUCAGAUACAUCUUCCUUACCUGAGCAUCCAGUUGUAUUUGCCAAAGUAGCAACAGGAGACAGACCUGCUGGUUCUUCUUCCUCGUCUUCAAACCCCGAUCUUACCAUCAUCCCUCGGCAACCCGUUCUCAGAACAGACAUCAAAGACAUUGAUUCAUUGGAAGUCUUUGAGGCCAAGUUUAAGAAGCGUGAGUCAUCCUUAACCCGUGGCCUCCGCAAACUGACCAGAAACAAGUCUGAGGAGAAAUCUCCGGUGUUGAGCCGAAAGACUGGUGAAGGGGGUGAGGACAUUUACAGGCCAGGACCGAGAGGGGGGCCACUUGAAAUAGCAUCUAAGGGAAUUCCAGAGAAAUCUAAAUCUGUCCAAGACUUAAGAGAGGUAGAUCAGGAAACAGGCCUUAGUCUGAUCGAGAGGUUUUCAUUGAAAGGCAAGAGGUCAACAUCUACUGAGAAAAAGGAGGAAAAGCAACCAAAUGUACAAGAAACUGCUGUAAGUAAGAGGGUUUCAUGGGCUAUUGGUCGUAGUAAGUCUCUGGACACAAAGGAUCUGGAUGCUGCUGGAGCAAGGAAGCAGUCUGAAGAGCGACAAUCCGGGAAAGCUGAGGAGUCCUCGGUUUCUGCCAUGAGACGAAAGUUUGAGUCCAAAGUGGCAGGAAUCUCUGCAAAAUUUAGGAGCCAAUCAGAGGAGAGGAAGGCUAAAGAGACUGGAGGUAGUCAGAAAGACCUUGAGCAAAGGGAUCUCAACAAGGUCUCAGAAUCCCCUGUUCUUGCAAUAUGUCACAAGUUUGAGAACAAAGUGGCGGGAAUAUCCUCAAAAAUCCGCAGUCAGUCAGAAGAAAGGAAAGUAGAUGGAGAGGGUAGGAACACACCUCUGUUUGCUCGGCACCGUCAUUCCCACUCUGAAGGUCGUGGACUCAAAGGGAUGGGUAUCCCUGAAAAUCAGCUGGCAAAACAAACCGGUGCUGCUGCAUCGAAGGAAUCCAUUGAGUCCACCUCCAGCAUCCAUUCUGAUAAAGCCUUGGAGAGUGACAGACGGUCGCGGUGGGACCGGUGGGGCUUAACCAGGACCAGGAGAGACAAAACUCCCUCCCAGUCUGACUUACCCUCAACUGCACCCAAAGAGGAAGGUCUCACAAAAAGCCAGCAGUUCAUCCGCUCUGCUUCUGAUUUUGCUCCGGUGUUCCACAUCAAACUAAAGGACCAUGUCCUAUUAGAGUGGGAAGCUGUGACUCUGAGUUGCCUUCCAGCUGGCAGUCCACACCCAGAGAUUACCUGGAUGAAGGAUCGGAAACUGUUAGAGGUGACAGACAACCGGAUCAAGCUGCUGAACCACCCAGAUGGCAGGCAGCUUCUUACCAUUCAGAAGUGCAGCCACAGAGACGCUGGWGUGUACGAAUGCGUCGCUGCCAACCCAAUCGCUACUGUCACCACCUCCUGCACGCUUUCUAUAGCUUGUAAGUGGUUUCUGUUUUCCCAAACAUGCCAACACUCCCAUCUAGUGGCCAUAAUGUUAACUACAAUAUGUUCUCUUAGCUUGAUCUUGUUCAUUAAUCUUUUGUGUGUCGUAAUGCUGAACUCGUGCAGCAUGCUUCAUUACUGUAAGUUUUUUUUUWAAAUAAAUCUUUUGUGUUUUUCUGUAGCUGAUUCUAACUGGGUAACUGUGGCCACUGGGAUAGCUGACUGUUACUACAAUGUCACUGACCUUCCACCAGGGGGGGCCAUUAGAUUCAGAGUCUCCUGCGUCAACAGGGCAGGACAAGGUCCUCACAGUAACUGCUCUGUUCCAGUCAUCCUGGACUCAACAGAAGGAGGAGCUUCACCUGCAGUUGCUGUAGUAAARACAGUCCCAACUCCACCUGAACCAGCGCUGAAACCUAACCCAGAUGUCAGAGUCACUCCCACCUUCUCAACCUUUCCUCCUCCUCCAUCUGCCCUGACCUCUGACCCUUCCAUGGGUUUUCCAUCACCGUCUGCUAGCAUAAGCCCAGAGGAAAAGCAAAGCAGUGCUCUGCCUUCCUCCGGCACAGUCAAAGCCUCUCCGCCCUUCAUCUUGUUCAAGCCCCAGAGUCCGAUAAACGUGGUGACCCCUAUGGCCCAGAUUCCGCCUCCUCUUGUAAGCCCGCUCUCUACCCCUACCAAACCUUUGGUUGCAUCCGUACCCAGCUAUGUCCCCAUCACCGCCGCCACGGCACACGUGGCUCCCACCCCGGUGUCUUUUUCCCCACCGGUCCUCCAGGCCUCCAGCCUGAGCCCCAUUGCAGAGGGUGCCAACACCCCGAUCAGAGGUACCCCAUCUGGACACAGCACGCCCUCUACUGCUCUGAGACAAGGAGUUCCACAGAAACCAUACACCUUCCUGGAUGAGAAGGCCAGAGGUCGGUUUGGGGUGAUCCGCGAAUGCAGGGAGAACGCCACCGGGAAGAUCUACAUAGCCAAAAUCAUUCCCUACAGCCAGGAGAGUAAGCAGAKAGUGCUGAAGGAGUACGAGAUCCUAAAGUCACUUCACAGUGAGAAGGUCAUGGCUCUCCACGAGGCCUAUGUCACACCACGGUACCUGGUGUUGGUGGCUGAGUACUGCACUGGCAAAGAGCUGCUGUUCAGCCUCGCUGACAGGUUUCGGUAUUCAGAGGAUGAUGUAGUUGGCUACCUGGUUCAAAUCCUCCAGGCGGUGGAGUACCUCCACAACCGCAGAGUCCUCCACCUAGACCUCAAGCCUGAGAACAUCCUGGUGACUAACCUUAACGUGGUUAAGAUUGUAGACUUUGGCAGUGCUCAGAGUUUCAACCCCCUCAACCUGGAACCCCAAGGCACAGGAGCAGGAACCUUGGAGUACAUGGCUCCUGAGAUGGUCAAAGGGGAAGUUGUUGGUCCUCCUGCUGACAUUUGGACUGUUGGAGUCGUCACUUACAUCAUGCUUAGUGGUCGACUGCCCUUUGAAGAUAAGAACCCUCGGCAAGUUGAAUCUAAAAUCCUGAUGGCCAAGUUUGACCCUAGCAAACUCUACCCAAAUGUUUCCCAAAGUGCCUCAGUUUUUCUCAAGAAGAUGUUGAGCAGUUAUCCAUGGGCUCGUCCAACCACACGGGACUGCUUCACCCAGGCCUGGCUGCAGGACUCGUACCUGAUGAAGCUCCGGAGGCAGACGCUCACCUUCACCUCCAGCCGACUCAAGGAGUUCCUGGUGGAGCAGGAGAGUUGCCGCACAGAGAGCGCYACCAAGCACAAGGUGCUGCUGCGCACCUAUCAAGGCUCGCCACGCAACCCAGCGUCUGGCACUAUGCCACACCUACCCAGCCCCAAGUGAACACUGGGCAGGAGYCGCCCCAACAGAACUACUGCUGACACCAAGCACCGUGGGCAKACAGUUUUACCCACACGGGAAUCCAUGUGUUACUUUGGAACAAAUAAAAACUCAACAGGAGCUGCAGACCACAGAGAAUACAUUCAACUCAUAUAAACUGUAUUAAAAGGAYAGAAAGACUUUUGGUUUUAGCCUCUUUGUCGUUUGUUAAUUCUGACUUUGUCGUUAUGCCCUACAUUUUAUAUCCAGUGGUGGGCACACUUCCAGUGGAGCUAAUUUUUCAUUCAGCCAUUUGCUAACCUAAAAAAGUACACUUAGCUUACCCUAAAUUAAUAUUUCCAAAUCAAUUCUAAAGCACUGGUUGGUUGUUUUGUAAACUUUCAGUUGAAAAACGUUUGACAUCUGCUACCAGUUCUGUUUCCUCUCAUUCUUUUUCAUUUUCUUUUUACCAAAUAACUUUAAAGCAAACAAAAAACAUACAGGAACAAAAUAAUACACAGCACAGAACAAGAUAAAAACAAAUAAAAAAUGUAACUGAAUUAUAGAACAUGGAAAUUAUGUCACAAUUAAAUUGGUUCUUGAGGGUUCUACAACCCUCUAGCUAAUGCUAAACCCCAACUUAAGUUGGUACAAGAAACAUACAGGAACAAAAUAACACGCAGCACAGAACAAGAUAAAAACAUAAAUAAAAAAUGUAACUGAAUUAUAGAACAUUAGCAUUAGCUUCCACUAAAUACAAUGUUGGUGUAGUGCAUUUGCAUUAGCAGAACUAAUCUUAAUGAUUAGGGCUUUAGGUUUAGCAUAGCUAACUUUUCAGUUAGCAGUGCCCAUYACUGUUGAAACCAAGAUGCUUUCUUUAGUAGUUUUAUCUUYAAAACCCAUUUUUGUCAUGCAGUUUGGUGGUAAUCGUCAUGCUAAUGUACCACUAUUAAAACUGCUAACUUAUUCUACAUUUUGUCUCAUUUUAAAACACCAUAAAUAUUGUUUUUCCCUUCUUUAAAAUAUGUUUACUUUUUCAUGUUAAUUUAUUUGCAUGUGUGUGCACAUUUUUGAGUCAGUUUUCAAUAUAACUGUAAGGCUAAAAAGAAAAAAAAUGUAAUAAGGAAGAUGCUUGUGAUUGAUGUUGAGUCUAAAGGGAAACUGUUUAUGGGGAAUCUGUCGUACAGCUUCUUGCUCUGUGAUCAACUCUAAAUCGUGAUCCAGCUGUGAACAGUGGAUUUUCUAUAAAGUGUAAUGUGACACUUAGUUGCCAUAGUUGGUCAGUAUUACAAGUCAGUUGAUCUGGUUGCUUAAAUCUCGGUCGUCCAGUCAGUGCCUCAGAUAAAYGUCAAAAAUGUUCAUAUUUAAUGUGUGUCUUCAUCAGCUGGUUGUAGUAUCUGGAUAUUACAAGAGGUAACUCAUCCAUAMACACAUUUAGGCAAAUAUACAUGGAGUCCUUGUAACAUUUGAAUGCCUCAUGUAUUGCUCUAUCAGUCCUUUUGUAUGACUUUGGAUGGUUCAAGAUUUGUAAAUGUACCCAGUUGUGGUGUUUAUAUGUGGAAAAAGAUGAAAAUGUUUUUAUGAGAUAGUAUGUAAUAAAAUAUUCAUACAUUUGAGAAUA